This is a messenger RNA of Strongylocentrotus purpuratus (purple sea urchin), 2015 nucleotides long. Its product is annotated as lysophospholipid acyltransferase 2. Gene Ontology annotation, cellular component: membrane. Lineage: Eukaryota; Metazoa; Echinodermata; Echinoidea; Camarodonta; Strongylocentrotidae. Gene Ontology annotation, biological process: lipid modification. The transcript has 12 exons. Bases 219 to 1775 code for a protein of 518 amino acids. Gene Ontology annotation, molecular function: acyltransferase activity. The record is from RefSeq and is a predicted model, not a curated record.
UUUAUCGUAAGACUUUCAAGCCUUGCGUUGCUAGCUAGCUGCCGCGCCCUAGCUCCCGCACCGACGUCGACAGUUGUUGCAUUGAAUGACCGGACGGCCGGAUCAAAACUUAGUGCACUUCAUUUUCAUCAUGUUCCGGUAAAUUGAAGUCAUCUGAAAUAAGAGGUGACAACCCCUUGCGCAUUGUGAUUAAGAAAGAGACUUAAAAAGAAGCAAAAAUGGAGUUUGAAGUUUUACAUCGACUGUGCGACAAAAUUGGAAUGCGUUACUGUGAGGCCAAUUUUGUAAUGUGCCAGUGUUUGUCGACGGUCUUCGCGUUCUUCUUCCGUGCCUAUUUUGGACUAGGGAAGGCAUCCGCCACCACCCGCCAUACUGUUCAAGCCGUCUUUGGUCUACUAUUGGUAACGCAGGCUAUAGGAUGGGAGAUCUUUCACCUGUUAACGGUAGCUACAGUAUCUUACCUUAUGAUGAACUUGAUGAGCCCCCGCACCAUGCAGAAGUACGUUGCAGGGUUCGCUAUAGCCUACCUGGGGUCCAUCCACAUCUGGCUUAUGAUCAUAGGCAAAGGCGUCAACAACUUUGAUUGUGUAGGACCCCUAAUGGUUGUCACAGAGAAAGUCGGAUGCCUUGCUUGGUCGCUGCAUGAUGGUAUAUCGAGAAAAGAGUCGGACCUGAACACGUUACAGAAGAAAAUGGUCGUCAGGCGUAUACCGAGUAUAGUAGAGUACCUGAGCUUCAUGUUCUACCCUCAGGGCGUCCUCAUUGGUCCCAUUGUCUACUAUGCCAACUACAGUGUCUUUAUAGAGGGGACUCAGCACAAGGUGCUAGAGGUCAAUUCAGAGGGGAAGGAGGUGAUUGUAUACCGAGAACCGUCCGCCGCCAUGGCAAUCACCAAAAAAUUAAUCUUUACAAUACUGUGUGCACUGGUAUUGCAACUGCUAGUUCCCAAGUACCCAAUCAUGGGCAAUAUCGAUGAUCAUCACUUGGCCAAUAGUUCUUUCUGGUAUAGGAUGUUCUAUUUGAUGCUCUCAGUGGAAUUUGCCAAGUCCAAGUACUUUUUUGGAUGGACGUGGGCUGAUGCCGUUCACAAUGCUGCAGGUAUGGGAUUCAAUGGUUACGAUGAGAGGGGAGACCCCAAAUGGGAUGGCGCCAGCAACGUCAAUAUCUGGAAUUUUCAAUUCCCCGUUAAUGCGAAAACCUUGUUGGACAGUUGGAACCGAAGUACCCUCGUGUGGCUGCGACACACUUGCUAUGACCGGGUGACCUUUCAACCUGCCCUCAUGACUUUCUUGCUCUCGUCACUAUGGCAUGGAUUCUUCCCAGGGCUUUUUGUAACUUUCAUCUCGGCUCAUCUUGUCUUAAUAAGUUCCAAGAAGAUUCGAGCAAACAUCAGACCUAUUUUCCAGGGGUCAGCCCAGAGUAGGGCGUUUUAUGAUGUCUUAACUUGGGCAGCAACCUAUGUAACUCUCUGCUACGUCGUCACGCCUUUCACCUACUUACGCCUUGAUCUAUCCAUCAAGUUUUUCAAUUCUCAGUUCUGGUGGCUCCACAUCGUAGCUGCGAUCGUCUUCCUGGUCCUACCUGCACGCAAGAGGUUCACGACCACCGAGACCAACGGCAACGAGACCAGUACCAAAGAGAAAUUGAAUGGUACCGCUGAGAAUGGAACCACUGAGAAUGGAACCACUGAGAAUGGUACCGCUGAGAAUGGUUCAUCUGUCCAUGUCAUAGGUCAAGGAGAGGUCAUUAGAGAAGAGGUCAAAAAGGACUUGUAGAAAACUCAGUAUGUAUGGUGUGUAGUGGUAGUGAAUAUAUUUUGGGAAGAUACUUUUCUUAUUUUUAUGGUGGAUUGCAGAACGGUUUUGAAGAUCUUGCCUGUGUUUUAAUUUUUUUUUAUUUGAAGGAAAAAAAGGAAAUGUCCUUUUAACUUGGGAGGCUUUCACUUCAAAAGAACGUCCCUACUGUUGAACCUCGAUACAAGUUCAAUAUGCUGGUCCUAACUCUUUUUAUUCCUU